Molecule: messenger RNA, 2952 nt
Organism: Magnolia sinica
Lineage: Eukaryota; Viridiplantae; Streptophyta; Magnoliopsida; Magnoliales; Magnoliaceae
Product: pentatricopeptide repeat-containing protein At1g71210, mitochondrial
Exons: 1
Coding region: 116-2761 (881 amino acids)
Molecular function (GO): protein binding
Source: RefSeq, a predicted model, not a curated record
UAAGGUAUGCCGCCACUCUCUCCUCCUCCCCUUUUAACGACACCCUGAAACUUAACCUCCGCUCAGCCCUCCAACCCAAAUGCUAAUAGGGCUCCCCUAAAACAGAGAGCCGCUAAUGCUAAAAUACGCCGCAGUGCGCUGUUUGCUCUCCCCUAUCGUCAGCCACAGGCUACUCCUCAUCUCCACCUUCUCCUCUUCCUUCCAUCUGCCCUUCCUCCCAUCCAUCGCACCGUCCGUCGCCCCCGACAACCAUCACCUCGACCUCGAUCCCAAAGACAUCGCCUCCUCCUUCAAGGAAUGGUUCCGAUCCCGCGACGAGGACGAUUCCCUCUUCGAUCUCAUCUUCAAGAUCCUCACCACCCACGACGAUUCUGCGGCGGGCCCCGCGCUCUCCCGCCUCGGCCUCUACCUCUCAGAGCCGUUCGUCAUCCGAGUCCUCAGACACGGACGGUCCGACGUCCUCCCCUGCCUCAAAUUCUUUGACUGGGCGGGUCGCCAGCCCGGGUUCCGCCACACCCGGGCGACCUACCAUGCCAUCUUCAAGAUUCUCUCCCAGGCUCGCCUCAUGUCCGUCAUGCUCGACUGGCUCAGGGCCUUCGCUCACCAGACUCAGCGCUCUCGGGUCCGCUUCUUCGACACGCUCGUCAUGGGCUAUGCUGUUGCUGGCAAGCUCGAGGUUGCACUCCAGCUGUUCGGCAGAAUGCGCUUCCAGGGCCUCGACCUUGAUAUCUUCACAUACCAUGUCCUUUUGAAUGCACUCGUUGAGGAGAAAAGCUUCGAUGUCGUUGACGUUGUCUCGAGGCAGAUUACGAUGAGGGGCCUCGAAAAUGAUGUCACGUGUUGUAUCCGAAUGAAGAAUCUCUGCAAGCAGAACAGGCUUGACGAGGCUGAAUUGUAUCUGCGUGAGUUGGAGACAAACCAUGACUUUAUCAAUGAACACAUCCUCAGCGUGCUCGUUGAAGCCCACUGUAAGCAGAAGAAAUUUGAGAAAGCGUGUGGCCUGAUUGAGGAAUUCGGGAAGUCUGGUAAGGUUCGGAUGGGACCCGCUUACAGAGUUUGGAUACAGGAGCUGAUCCAUGCCCGGCAGGUCGAUACUGCAAUGGAUUUCUUUCAUAGUAAGAGUAAGAUGGAAGGUUAUGUUCCUGAGGUUUUCUGCUAUAAUAUGCUGAUUUGUGGGCUAUUGAUCGAGAAUAGGCUUGAUGAAGUGUAUGAUCUGUUUGUUGAAAUGAGGGAGGGGCGGAUAUCGCCAGAUAAGCUGACCAUGAAUGCGGCUCUAUGUUUCUUCUGUAAAGCUGGGAUGGUUGAUGUGGCAAUUGAAUUGUAUACUUCAAGGCUGGAGAUUGGGCUUACACCAAAUAGCUUGGCGUUUAACUGUCUGAUCAAUGCACUUGUCGGGGAUGGGAGCACCGAUGAGGCCUGCCAUGUGUUAGAGGAUUCUUUGAAGCAAGGGUACUUCCCUGGAAAACGGACGUUCAAUAUUCUUGCAGACGCGCUGUGCAGGGAAGGGAAGUUGGAUAAGAUGAACAAGCUGGUUGACAUUGCUCUGCAGAGGAAUAUCAAGCCAAGCAAUGCUGUUUGUGUCCAGUAUAUAUCUGCCCUGUGCAAGGCCGGAAGGGCAGAGGAGGGCUAUAUGGUGCCUGUGAAAUUUAAUCAAACAGGUAGUGUCCUGAAUAGGUAUACUUAUGUUAAUCUCAUACGUGGCUUUAGCAAUUUAAGAAGGGGAGAUAUGGCUUUGAGGCUUCUGCUUGAAAUGCAAGAGAGCGGUCAUGUUCCAACCCGGAGCUUGUAUCGAGCUGUUAUUGGUUGCCUUUGCGAAUUGGGUAAUUUGGAUCAGGUUCUGAACUUGCUUGACAUACAGUUGUCAUGCCACAAACAUGAUCGUCGCAUUUACAACUACUUCAUCGGCGGGGCUGGGCACGGCAGGAAACCUGAGCUGGCAAGGGAAGUGUUGGAGAGGAUGGUGAAUAGAGGCAUCCAACCCAAUAUAGAAACCAACAUUCUCAUGCUGCAGAGCUAUUUGAAAAGCAAACGGAUUGCCGACGCUCUGAAUUUCUUUAACGACUUGUGCAAGAAACAAGAGCCCAGCAACAGGCUCUACAAUAUUAUGAUCGUGGGUCUUUGCCAGGCAGGCAGACCAGAGCUGGCACUAAUGCUGUGGGAGGAGGUGAGGGAAAAAGGAAUAAUCCCAAGCCUCCAUUGCUAUGAGGAGCUUGUACAUGUGUUAUGCACAGCUGGGAAUUAUGAUAUGGUUGUGAAGGUCCUUAAGGACUUUGAGGAAACUGGUCGUCAAGUCUCUUCUUUCAUUUGCAAUGUUCUUUUGUUGCACACUUUGAAGAAUCGAGAGCUUAACAGAGCUUGGGUUCAGUCAGGAGACAUAGAUGGGGCAGCGGCUCAGUCGAGAAAUUUGAUGCUUGGGCAGCUUGUGGGUGCAUUCUCUGGUGGUAUCAGAAUGAAGGAACAUCUUGACAACUUGGAAGAAGUGGUCGAACAGUUCUUUCCAGUUGAUAUUUAUACUUACAAUAUGAUAGUGAGAGCACUAACAAUGGAGGGGAGAAUGGACUAUGCCUGCGAGUUAUUUAAUAGGAUUCGGAAGAAAGGUUAUGAGCCUAACCGAUGGACUUAUGACAUUAUUGUACAUGGUUUCUGCAAACAUGGUAGACGAAAGGAUGCUGAGAGAUGGAUGAAAGAAAUGUACCAUAAUGGAUUUUACCCAACUUGGUGCACAAUUGAGAUAUACAAUAACAUGGAAAUCAACAUAUGAUUCUGAGGAUGAUCAUUGUCAUGCUUUUUACAACCUUUCACUGUUUGAAUAUCACAGCUCGUGGUGAUCAGCUAGAAAACAGGUAAUCCCAGACUUGUAUAUUAAUCUUUACAUGAUUACUCCAGUUCUCUUUCAGCAUUGAUUGAAUACAGUUCAUGAUUCAUUGAUCGUGGAGAGGGAAACUUCUUACA